AUGGCAGAUGAAACAGCACUCUUGCCGUUAGGUUUCGCCGCAAUCGCCGAGGCAGCAGUGGACUUCCCGUGUGGCUUCAUAGUCGCGGAGGAAGCGAAUCGUGGUGGUGCAAGAGCUGAGUGUGUUCAUCCUGUGUGGAGAAUUGGUUCGGUUAAAGCUGAAAGCUACCGGUUUGAUUCGAGUACGGGGACUAUAGGAGUUGGUGAUCUCUACGCUGAGGAAGAGAGGAACUUCUUGGUGAAUCUUGAUGUUCCCGUUGUCAACGGCGUCGUUUCGGAUCCUAUGUCGUUGCUUAAGGUUAGAUGUGUUUAUAGAGAUCCCGUGACGAAAGAGACUGUUGGUUUGAGUAGUUCUAGUGAAGUGAAGAUUCUCAGACCGGUGGUGAUGUCGGAAGGGAGUGCUGCCAAGUUUUGUGUAAGAGGGAGGGAACUGUUGUAUAGGUAUUGCUCUGAACAUGGAAUCGCUCAUAGGAAGAUUGGCAAGCUUGUCGUUGCUACAGGAUCAUCUGAUAUACCGAAGCUGGAUCUGUUGAUGCAUCUUGGAACUCAGAAUGGAGUUUCGGGUUUAAGGAUGUUGGAAGGUUUUGAAGCGAUGAGGAUGGAGCCGGAGCUUCGAUGUGUUAAAGCAUUGCUGUCUCCUGAGUCUGGGAUUGUGGAUACGCAUUCCUUCAUGCUAUCUUUAGUGGUAACUAUAUCAUCUCCUCUGUGCUUUGAUAUGAUCUUUGAGUUUAUGGAGUAG
This is a messenger RNA of Brassica rapa (field mustard), 738 nucleotides long. RefSeq names its product L-2-hydroxyglutarate dehydrogenase, mitochondrial-like. The record is from RefSeq and is a predicted model, not a curated record. Gene Ontology annotation, molecular function: (S)-2-hydroxyglutarate dehydrogenase activity. Lineage: Eukaryota; Viridiplantae; Streptophyta; Magnoliopsida; Brassicales; Brassicaceae.